This is a messenger RNA of Clonostachys rhizophaga, 2544 nucleotides long. The record is from the annotation of a GenBank genome assembly. Lineage: Eukaryota; Fungi; Ascomycota; Sordariomycetes; Hypocreales; Bionectriaceae.
AUGACGGGUUCGAUUCUCAAGGACCCUAUUGAUGUUGCGGCGACAUUACGCUCGCUCACGGUCAACGAGAAGACCUCGCUGUUGGCGGGGCAAGACAACCAUACAACAGUGCCCAUAGAACGGCUAGGCAUCCCCUCAAUCACACUGUCAGACGGACCUCAUGGCGUAAGAGGAGCACGGUUUUUCAAUGCGCCGAGAGGCAUGAUGCUGCCUGCUGCCUCUGGUAUGGGAGCAACCUUUGACAAGGGUUUGAUGUUGACCGUUGGAAGGGCACUCGGACGUGAGGCAAAGGAAAGGAACGCCCAUGUGCUUCUCGCUCCAACAGUCUGCCUCCAACGGUCUCCGCUCAUCGGUCGAGGCUUUGAAGCAUUCGGGGAAGACCCAAUUCUCAGCGGAUUGCUCGCGUCGAAUUAUAUUAACGGCCUUCAAGAAAAUGGCGUUGCAGCCUCCAUCAAACACUUCGCAGCCCACGAUCAGUCUAAGUGGGCGCUGGAGGAUGCCAUUCGAGUCAGCGAGAGAACCUUGCGGGAACUGCAUCUACUUCCGUUUCAGAUUGCCAUCAAAGACUCGAACCCGUGGUCUGUCAUGGCAGCCUACCAUAAAAUCAAUGGAAUUCAUGCAAGUGAAGAUCCUUGGUUGCUAGAAGAAGUCCUUCGAAAAGAAUGGGGUUGGGAUGGCCUUGUUGUGAGCGAUUGGUAUGGUACUUAUAGUACCUCUGAAGCAAUCAAUGCGGGGAUGGAUCUUGAGAUGCCCGGUCCUUCUAGAUGGAGAGCUCGCCUUGCAACUUGGGCCAUCAAUUGCAGGAAGGUCCGUGAGGCUACGGUGGACCUUCGCGUUAGGAAUAUCUUAAACCUCAUCAACAAGGUUCGCCCAGCUCUGAACUAUCAGAAAGGCAGCGUCGAAGAAGGAGACACCGUCGACAAGCGUCAGCUAUGCCGCAAGGUUGCCGCAGACUCCAUCGUGCUUCUGAAGAACAAGAAGUCAGUCCUCCCUCUUGAUGUAACCGCUAACCACACCUACGGCCUCAUUGGACCAGCUGCACGCUACCCGACAGCCUGUGGAGGCGGUUCUGCUGAGCUUCGCCCUUACUACGUCAAAACACCCUACGAUUCUAUUGUAGAGGUGGUAGGCAAAGCCAACGUGAAAGAGGCAGUUGGUGCAUACGGUCACAUAUUUGCCCCAUUGUUGCAGCAGGAUAUUACAGUGCCCGGUACUCAAGAACCCGGGUACCUUCUUGAAUGGUACUCGAAAGAGCCCACAGCAGGAACCGACUCUCCGCUGUACACAGAAGUUGGAACACAGGGUCUCAUGAUGUUCGCACACAGUCUCCCCAGGUGUGUUGAGGGAGGCUCAUAUUGGCUUCGCAUCACAACGACAUAUAAGGCAACCAAAACUGCAACAAUGCAAUUUGGACUGGCCGUGCUCGGGCGAGGUCGAAUGUUUAUCGAUGGCAAGGAGGUCAUCGACUUGUUCACAUCUCAUCCUCCCAAGACUGCGCAAAGUCCCAUGUUCAAUCAGUGCAGUAUGGAGGUAGUCACUGAUUUCGACGUAACCGCUGGGUCUGAAUACCAGAUGACGGUCACUCUUGUCAACGGAGGUAUCGAGGCAAAGGCCGGUGCGGCCGCUGCCGGAGGCGCAAGAGUCAGCUGCUGCGAGAAGAUUGAUGCUGCCAAGGGCCUUCAAGAUGCAGUCGAGUUGGCCAAGAGCGUUGAUGUGCCCAUCGUAUUUGCUGGCCUCAAUCCGGACUGGGAGAGUGAGGCGAUUGACCGCUCUGAUUUAGAUCUACCCGAGUCAAUUAACAAUCUCAUUGAGGCUGUGAUUCAAGCUAACCCUCGAACAAUCAUUGUCAACCAAUCCGGUUGCCCUGUUGCCAUGCCAUGGGCAGACCAAGCGGACACGUUGCUGCAAGCUUGGUAUGGUGGACAGGAAACAGGCAACGGUGUUAUGGAUGUGCUCUUCGGCAAGGUCAACCCCAGCGGCCGUCUGUCAAUCACAUUCCCCAAACGUGUCGAAGAUACGCCCGCCUUCCUGAACUUUGGUAAGGGUAUCCGCGAGGUCAUGUAUGGCGAGGGCGUCUUCCUUGGCCAUCGCUACUACGAGAAGACCAAGACACCACCAUUGUUUUACUUCGGCCAUGGACUGUCAUACUCUACAUUCGAAUACAGCCACCUGCAAGUUCCCGAGACUUUCCGCUUCACAGAGCAUUCAAAGUCAUUUGACAUCUCCGUCACGGUGCAUAAUACUGGAAGCGUUGCUGGAGCGGAAGUUGUCCAAGUUUAUGUGCAGGAUCUGGAGUGUGCCAACGAUCGCCCCAUUCGUGAGCUUAAAGCAUUCGAUAAAGUCUGGAUCGAAGCGGGUAGCUCCGUCACUGCGAAGCUCUCCCUUGAUAAGUACGCACUUUCAUACUGGAACGAGGAGCAUUUGAAGUGGAUUGCCGAAAAGGGUGUAUUCAGAGUAAUCAUUGCACGAAGCUCCGACCCUAACGACGAGGUGGCGUCGAGUGUGUUGAACUUGGAAGAGGACUUUCUGUGGACUGGCGUAUAG